UUAAAAGCAGACAUGACAAGACUCUCUACUAUCAGUGAGUUGCUGGAUGAAGACACAUUUUUGCCAGUGCCCAUGCUCAGGUCUCAAGCGCUUUUCUGCAAGCAGCAGGCUGAGUACUUCUACGAGUUCCUGUCUUUGCGCUCUUUGGAUAAAGGCAUAAUGGCUGAUCCAACUAUAAAUAUCCCUCUGCUUGGAACAGUUCCUCAUAAAGCAUCAGUUGUUCAGGUUGGAUUUCCUUGCCUUGGAAAACAAGAUGGGGUCGCUGCAUUUGAAGUGAAUGUGAUCAUAAUGAAUUCAGAAGGCAAUAUUAUUCUCCAGACCCCUCAGAACGCCAUCUUCUUUAAAACCUGUCAGCAAGCGGAGUGUCCAGGAGGAUGCAGAAACGGAGGAUUUUGCAACGAAAGACAUGUCUGUGAAUGUCCAGAUGGAUUUUACGGGCCUCACUGUGAGAAAGCACUGUGUGCUCCUCGCUGCAUGAACGGUGGGCUCUGCAUCACCCCCGGCCUCUGCAUCUGUCCCCCGGGGUUCUACGGCAUCAACUGCGACAAAGCAAACUGUACAACCACCUGUUUCAAUGGAGGAACGUGUUUCUAUUUGGGAAAAUGCAUUUGUCCUUCGGGCUAUGAAGGAGACCAGUGUGAAAUUAGUAAAUGCCAUCAGCCCUGUCGAAAUGGAGGCAAAUGUACUGGUAAGAAUAAAUGCAAGUGCUCCAAAGGCUACCAGGGAGACCUGUGUUCAAAGCCGGUCUGCGAACCCAGCUGUGGCCUGUACGGCACCUGCGCUGAGCCCAACAAAUGCCAGUGCAAAGAAGGCUGGCACGGGAGACACUGCAAUAAAAGGUACGGAGCCAGCGGUCUGAGCGCCCCGAGGCCAGCAGGCAGCAAGCACAGGCAGCACACGCCUUCGCCAAAAAAGACCGAGGAGCGGCAUGUUCCACCCGAAUCCAAUUAUAUCUGGUGAACUCCAACAUCUGAAAUGGUUCGUGUUACACAAAGUUCAUAGCCUUCAUUAACCUCUCACGGAUUGAAUGUUAAAAUGCUGUUCAUUACAGUUAAGAUUACCGGCUGGAAUUUUAUUAGCUUCAUUAUAAACCACUGAGCUGAUAUUUACUAUUCCUUUUAAGUUUUAUAAAUACUUCUAUAGCAUGAUUAUAUAGGCUUCUUCUUUCAGUGCUUUGGAUGGUGUUUUGUACUAUACUUCAGUUAUGUUUGAACUUCCUUUUUUUAAUUAUAUAGCUGCAAAUAUUUUCCAAAAAUUAAGUAACAAUAUUCAAGCAGAAAACCUCAUAGAUGCUAACCUGAAUCAUUUCAACGGCUACAGAUUUAAUUUGCCUAAGACAAAAGAAAGGUACCUUUUACAUUUUUGCUAUUGUGUAUUUAGACUUUUGCCUAAGAAAAAUAAAUAAGUUACCUAAUUUAAAAAACCUAAUAAUUCAAUGUUAUUUUUGGCCUUACAGUUUUGCAAAGUACUGCAUAUUAAAAAUAGACUGCGGUGGUGCCAUUUAAGCAACAUAAUAUAUUGUAAACAAAGUAGAACUAUACUGUAUGAACUUUCUGCAUCGGCUUGAGGCAAUAUAAUAUAUUGUAAACAAAACAGCUCUUAUGUAAUAAACUUUUUAUACUGAUGGUUAUGUAUAAAAUAAAGAGGCUGCUUUAGUUUUUUGA
Balearica regulorum gibbericeps (East African grey crowned-crane) is the source of this 1664-nucleotide messenger RNA. The record is from RefSeq and is a predicted model, not a curated record. NCBI's taxonomy places the organism in Eukaryota, Metazoa, Chordata, Aves, Gruiformes, Gruidae.